AUGGCCCGGUCCGGCCCCGCGGGCCCGCCCGGUGCCCACACCGGCUCCUCCCCGCCCGCGGCGCGCAGCGAUGACGCGACACGCCGCGAUGACGCGCCCGGCGCACAGGAAGUGCCUCAUCCGUCGGCGGGAGUUCUGCCGCCGCCGCGCCCGGAUGACGUCACGUGGCAGCAGCAGCGCCGUUGCCGUGGCAACGGGCCGCGUAGGCCCGGGGCCGGCCCGGCGGCAGCGCCGUGCGGGGUCUGUCGGUCCCGCGCCCCACGCGGACACUCCUCGGCUGGGCGGGAGCGCGGGCCCCGCGGCGGCGCAGCCCGGCUCACCUGCGGGAGCCUGCGGUCUGAAGGGCCCCGCUCCCUUUCUCGCACCCCCGUAGUGUCCCGCAGGGCCCGCGCUGCUGGCCGGAGCCCCGCGGAGGGCAGUUUCUCGGCAUUCGGGACCGGCCCGGUGAGUGGGACCGGCUCGGGCGCCGCCGCCCGGUCCGGGACUCCGCCGCCGCGAGGUCCCGCUGCCCGGGGCCCCGCGAGCCUCGGUGCCUCUGCCCGCCCCGAGCUCCGCGGCCGGGCUGCGGUCGCUCUUCUCGCGGGGCCUCCCGGUGCCCUCCCGCUGCCGGCGCCGCUGCCUCCGCCCGGCGGCUCGGCCGCCUCGGACUCUGCCCCCCGCGCCCUAAGGCCGCCUGCCCGGGCGCCAGGAGCGCUCCGUGCCCGGCCCGGGCCGUUCCCCGGUGCGGGCUGCGCCCCGUGCCCACGGCUGGGGGGCCGCGCGGUGGCCGAGGGGAGCGCAGCCCGGGACUGGUCCGUGCUGGGGCCUGUGACCGUCCCAGGAGCAGCCGGGACCUGUGCCCGUCCUGCCGCCGGGGUGUGA
Pipra filicauda (Wire-tailed manakin) is the source of this 861-nucleotide messenger RNA. RefSeq names its product translation initiation factor IF-2-like. Bases 1 to 861 code for a protein of 286 amino acids. The record is from RefSeq and is a predicted model, not a curated record. Lineage: Eukaryota; Metazoa; Chordata; Aves; Passeriformes; Pipridae. The transcript has 2 exons.